This is a messenger RNA of Lagopus muta (rock ptarmigan), 6104 nucleotides long. It is a transcript of the gene SHPRH, whose product is annotated as SNF2 histone linker PHD RING helicase. Gene Ontology annotation, cellular component: nucleus; nucleosome. NCBI's taxonomy places the organism in Eukaryota, Metazoa, Chordata, Aves, Galliformes, Phasianidae. Bases 393 to 5474 code for a protein of 1693 amino acids. Gene Ontology annotation, biological process: nucleosome assembly; DNA damage response; protein polyubiquitination. The record is from RefSeq and is a predicted model, not a curated record. Gene Ontology annotation, molecular function: ATP binding; ATP-dependent chromatin remodeler activity; DNA binding. The transcript has 31 exons.
UUGCGCAGCACCGUCGCUGUCACGCUGCCUGCUACGUCCGUGAGUGAGGCGGUACGGGCUGUCACCUUCCGCGGAUCCCACUGGUUGCUCAGCAGGCCGGGGCGGGUGCGCGCGCAUCCCUGUGCCCGCCUCCCCCCCCCCGUUCGGGGUCGUUCCUACUUCGCAGUCGGCUGAGGCGCCCCUCCCCGCCGUGGUCUUCCGCUGCCGGACGUUGGCCGCACGGCCCUGCUCUGCGGAGGGAAGGAGCUGCGCGCGAGGGCGGAACGCCGCCUCACCCUGAGUCAUAUGCAGAAGCUGAGUUGACAUGGAUGUCUAUGUAUUUUUCUGUCUUUACUGUUGAAGAAAGUGCUGUAAUGUGAGAGACUGAAAAUACAGUUGAGAAAAACAACAAAAUGAGUAGUCGUCGAAAGCGUGCUGCUCCAUCAAAAAUAGAUGAGGCGGAGAAGAAAUUGCUCUGUUGGAAUAUGCAUGAGGACCGGAGAAAUGAGUUGAUGACAUUAGAUGAUGAAUUGACUACUGAGGAUGAAGUUCCAGGUCCUAGCACUUCCUCUGCAUCCUUCUUUGUUAUAAAUGACGAUAGCAUUGAUGAAGAUCUCAUUCAAAAAGAUGACAGUCAUUCAAAAUCUGAGAAGUUUUUGACAGCUAAUGAUGGUGAAGACUUUAAUUCCACCUCAACUCCCAUGUCAGUACAGCUAAAUAUUGUAGUCUUGCCAUAUCGUGCAGAUGGGUCCUGGAAAGUUUUAUUGGGAGAACUUGCUUUUUAUCUUCCUGCUGAGCAAGUUGUAAAUGAGGAAUUCCAUGAAAGGGGCUUUACGUUAAUGAGAGGAGACUCUGACAAUCACCUGCUGGUCUGUGUCAAUAAAAGAAGUGAAGAAGAGUACAGUAAUGGAACAAAAGAAUGCCUGGGUGCUUACGGGCAAACUAUUUUGGUGGAACCAACUUUAGGUGGUGAAAUAUUAGAAGGCUUGAGGUGGUUGCAAAAUAAAAAGAUAAUUGGACUUUAUCAAAGACCUGGAGAGGGUCAAACUCUAAAGGUUGGAAUCUACCUUCUGGAAGCAGGGCUAAGUAAACCAGAGUUUCUCAGUGAUGGAGGUGGAAGACCCAAAAAAGCUAAUCAGCUAGUUCAAAAACUCAUGGAGAAGUUCCAUAGUUUUAUAAUUCCAGAUGUGUUGGAGGAAGAUGAGGAAGAAUCUGACAUGGAGCUAGAGCGGCAAAAUAUUGAAGAGCUUUAUGACUUUGUAAGGCAUACCCAUCAGCAGGAUGUGCAACUACUGAGAGAGGAUGUGCAGCAUCCUGCCUUAAUUCCCAUUCUAAGGCCAUACCAAAGUGAAGCUGUGAAUUGGAUGCUUCACCGAGAGAACUUCACAAGCACUCCAGGUGAAAAUGCACUGCAUUUCUUAUGGCGAGAGGUCGUCACUCUGGAUGGAGUGAAAAUCUACUAUAAUCCCUUUACUGGCUGUGUUAUUCGUGAAUAUCCAUUUGCUGGACCUCAGUGGCCUGGUGGCAUUUUGGCAGAUGAGAUGGGUCUUGGAAAAACAGUAGAAGUGUUGGCUCUUAUUCUGACUCACACCCGCCAAGACAUUAAGCAAGAUGAUCUGACAUUACCUGAGGGUGAGCUUGUGAACUUCUUUGUUCCACCUCAACCUUCACAAGGAAGUAAAAAGAAAAAACCAAGAGAGAUGGAACUUAAAUUGAAGGAAAAAAUACAAUAUCCUAGUUUAAGAGUGAUGGUGUUAGCAGCUGUGAAGGAAAUGAACGUGAAGAAAGGAGCAUCCAUUUUUGCAAUAUUUAAGUAUAUCAGUGCUGUAUAUAGAUAUGACGUGCAGAGAAAUAGACGACUUCUCAAAAGAACACUGGAAAAACUAAUAGCAGAACAAGUAGUAGAACAAGUGAAAGGACAUGGUCUGGCUGGGUCUUUCAAGCUGGGAAAGAAUUACAAGGAGCAGAAGAGACGAGAGAAAACCAAAGAGCAGAUAGCAAAGACUUCAGAAAGGAUUCAGAAGAAGCAGUUGUCUGAUGCUAAUACUCAAACCAAAGAAUCAAAAGACAGUGAUGUCACUUCUACAGAUGUCCUUAAAAUCCCUUUACGAUCAAGUAUUGCCACAGAAGAACAUGAUUAUUGUGCAACUAACAAAAAUGACAGGAAAUCUGAAACAGAUAAUGAGGACUCUGUGGACGAGAAUAACAUUCAGCAGAAAGCUGUGGUCUCCAAAUCUCCAGACUUGCAUGGCAAGCUCCUCAUUUCUGAUGACAUUAGCAGUCAUCCUGAUGUUGAUGUUUCUAAAAGUGCAACUGACGCCCAGCAGGAAAUCCCACAAUCUUCACAUUCACAAGAACAUGCUAGCAAUAGCGUGCAACGGACCAGCUCUGUAUUUCCAUUUAAUACCUCUGAAUAUCGUUUUGAAUGCAUCUGUGGCGAGCUUGGAUUGGUUGACUAUAAAGCUCGUGUGCAGUGCCUGAAAUGCCAUUUAUGGCAGCACGCAGAAUGUGUAAACUAUAAAGAGGAGAACUUGAAAAUCAAGCCCUUUUACUGUCCCCAUUGCCUUGUGGCAAUGAAACCAGUUUCCACAGGAGCAACUCUGAUCAUUUCUCCAAGUUCAAUUUGUCAUCAAUGGGUAGAUGAGAUCAACAGGCAUGUGAGAUCAUCAUCUCUUCGAGUUCUGGUUUAUCAAGGUGUGAAGAGGCAUGGCUUUUUGCAGCCACACAUGUUGGCAGAGCAGGAUGUGGUUAUCACAACGUACGAUGUCCUCCGUACUGAACUGAACUAUGUGGACAUACCCCAUAGCAACAGCGAAGAUGGGCGCCGUUUCAGGAACCAGAAGCGCUACAUGGCCAUCCCGAGCCCCUUAGUAGCAGUGGAGUGGUGGAGGAUCUGCCUUGAUGAAGCACAAAUGGUUGAAUGUACUACUGCAAAGGCUGCUGAAAUGGCACUCCGUUUAAGUGGAAUCAAUCGUUGGUGUGUCAGUGGCACUCCCGUGCAGCGAGGAUUAGAAGAUCUAUAUGGAUUAGUCCUUUUCCUUGGAAUUGAUCCUUACUGGGUCAAACAUUGGUGGGACCAACUUUUGUAUCGACCUUAUUGUAGGAAAAAUUCCCAGCCUCUCUACAGUCUGAUUGCCAAGAUAAUGUGGAGAUCAGCAAAGAAAGAUGUGAUCGACCAAAUUCAAAUUCCCCCUCAGACAGAAAAUAUACACUGGCUUCACUUUUCUCCUGUGGAGAGACACUUCUACCAUCGCCAGCAUGAGGUGUGCUGCCAGGAUGCAUUGGCAAAACUCAGGAAGAUUUCGGAUUGGACUCUUAAGCUUAGUAGCCUAGAUAGAAGGACUGUGACAUCCAUUCUGUACCCUUUGCUGCGGCUGAGGCAGGCCUGCUGUCAUCCACAAGCUGUUCGAGGAGAGUUCUUGCCCUUACAGAAGAGCACCAUGACCAUGGAAGAGUUGCUUACAUCUCUGCAGAAGAAAUGUAGAACAGAGUGUGAGGAGGCUCACCGACAGCUGGUGUGUGCUCUUAAUGGCUUAGCUGGUAUCCAUAUCAUUAAAGGAGAAUACACAUUAGCUGCAGAGCUGUACCGAGAAGUGUUACGUUCUUCUGAAGAGCACAAAGAAAAGCUCAAAACAGAUUCCUUGCAAAGACUUCAUUCCACACACAACUUGAUGGAGUUGUUGGCAAAGCACACAGGAAUUCCUCCAACUUUGCGUGACAGUCAGCUUUCAGCAGAGGCAGAACAACUUCGACAGCAUUAUAUGAGUAAAUCCAAUGCAGAAGUUGCAGAAGCCCAUCAGGCUUUACAGCCAGUUCUACAGACCAUUCGGGAGCUCCAGAGAAAGAUACAUUCUAGUUCUCCUUGGUGGUUGGAUGUCAUCCAGACAGCAAUACAGUACGCCAUUGAUGAAGAGCUUGUUCAGCGUGUGCAAAAUGAAAUAACCUGCAACUACAAACAACAGACAAAUAAACUCUCCAUGGCAGAUAAAUUCAGAGACUGUAGAGGCCUUCAAUACCUGCUCACAACCCAGAUGGAUGAAGUGAAGAAGUUCCAGAAGAUUGUAAGAGAAGCAGUGAAAAAUUUAGAAGGCCCUCCCUCAAAGGAGGUUAUUGAGGCUGCCACUAUUUGCCACUUGCGACCUGUUAGACUUCCACUUAACAACUGUGUCUUUUGUAAGGCUGAUGAGUUGUUCACAGAAUAUGAGUCAAAGCUCUUUUCUCAUACUGUUAAAGGCCAAAUGGCUAUAUUUGAAGAGAUGAUAGAAGAUGAAGAAGGGCUUGUUGAUGAUCGUUUGCCCACCACAAGUAGAGGACUGUGGGCAGCUAGUGAAACUGAGCGUGCCUUGAAAGCUAUUCUCUCCUUUGCCAAAGCACACCGGCUGGAUGUUAAGCUAACUGAAGAAGGUAGCAUAUUUCUGGAACUCUUUGAAGCAUGGAAAAAGGAAUAUAAGUUACUUCAUGAAUAUUGGAUGGUACUAAGGGAUCACGUGUCUGCUAUUGAUGAACUAGCAAUGGCUACAGAACGGCUGAGGGUGCGUCAUCCUGAUGAGCCAAAACCAAAUCCACCAGUUCUCCACAUCAUAGAGCCGCAUGAGGUGGAGCAAAACCGUGUGAAACUUCUAAACGAUAAGGCAGUUGCUAAAUCACAGCUUCAAAAGAAACUGGGACAACUUCUAUAUCUCACUAAUCUGGAGAAAUCUCAACAUAAAACUACUGGGGGAGUUAAUCCAGAACCAUGUCCUAUCUGUGCACGUCAACUGGGAAAACAGUGGGCUGUGCUGACGUGUGGGCAUUGUUUUUGUAAUGAGUGUAUAGCUAUCAUCAUAGAGCAGUACAGUGUUGGCACCCGCCGGAGCUCAAUUAAAUGCGCCAUUUGCAGGCAGACAACAUCUCAUAAAGAAAUAUCAUAUGUCUUCACUGCUGAAACUGCAAAUCAAGAUGAUGAUAUUCCUGUAAAGGGAAGUCAUUCCACCAAAGUGGAAGCUGUGGUUCGAACGCUGAAGAGAAUUCAAUUUAAAGAUCCAGGGGCUAAGUCCUUGGUUUUCUCAACGUGGCAAGAUGUGUUGGACAUAAUUGCUAAAGCUUUGUACGACAACAAUAUGACUUUUUCUCAAAUCAAUGGAAUUAGUAAAUUUCAGGAAAAUCUCUCUGCAUUUAAAUACGAUCCCAAGAUAAAUAUUUUGCUGCUACCUCUUCAUACUGGUUCUAAUGGACUAAACAUAAUAGAAGCAACUCACGUUCUCCUUGUGGAACCUAUUCUGAAUCCUGCACAUGAGCUUCAGGCCAUUGGCAGAGUUCAUCGUAUUGGCCAGACAAAGUCUACCAUUGUCCAUAGGUUCCUGAUAAAAGCAACAAUAGAAGAAAGAAUGCAGACUAUGCUAAAAACUGUAGAUAGGAGCCACACAAGCUCUUCCAUGAAACAGUCAGAAGCUUCAGUUCUGACGGUGGCGGACCUGGCUGACCUUUUUACAGAGGAAACUGAAGAACUUGAGUGAAGACAUCAGCUCAUGAAAUCAGGAAGUACCUUAUAUAAUAAUGUCCUGUAUAUAAUACUGACCUGCUAUUCCUUUAAACACUAUCUAAUAACUGCCCUAAAGAGAGCUACUGGAUGUAGAUAAGUCUUUUAAUUGUUAAUAUUGUGGUGACAUUCUUAGCAGCACGCUUUUCUGAUAGCACUGGAGAAAACUUGCACUUUACACUUAAAACAAAAAUGUGGAUUUUAUUCCCAAAGAACAUUUGAGCUGGAUGCUGACACUGAGAUCUUGGACUGCUGGAUUUUUACCAUCAGGUGUGAUUGGCUGGUGGUUCAGUCUGAGGUCAAAACUGUGGUGGUGGGGUGGGAAAGAGAAGCAGAAAAACAGAAAUAUACUUUUUUUUACUGUACAAAGAAUUAUUAGGAAGAAUGACUGUAAAUUAAGAAAUCUAGAAAGGGCUUCUAAGGUUGUUAGCAUUUAUUGCCAUGUUCUUGAAUGUCUUACUGGUAACACUUUAAAUUAAUCUUUACUAAUUAUUUGGAUAUUUGUAUGAGACUUUUAGAUAUUCAUAAAGAUUUGUGUGACGAUUAAAUUUCAUUGUUAAUGCUCACUCACUGCAAAAUCAUGUUAAAUUAAAUUAUGCUUUUUGGA